Molecule: messenger RNA, 2176 nt
Organism: Siniperca chuatsi (mandarin fish)
Lineage: Eukaryota; Metazoa; Chordata; Actinopteri; Centrarchiformes; Sinipercidae
Gene: armc6
Product: armadillo repeat containing 6
Exons: 8
Coding region: 178-1584 (468 amino acids)
Biological process (GO): hematopoietic progenitor cell differentiation
Molecular function (GO): protein binding
Source: RefSeq, a predicted model, not a curated record
UGCGGAAUUUACUAUUCACUAAAAUUGUUACGCACAAUUCACCCCCCGCGCUCGUUGCGGAGAGAUGGAAAUAGUAAGCACUGCCGUAAAUCGACAGUGGUUGUCGGUUCAUUCAUAACAGUUGAACGCAGGUCUGUCACUGGGCGGUGGUAACAAGUGGAGAUUACCGUGUGGAAAAUGGCUAAGCGGAGGAUCACACAGGAAACCUUUGAUGCUGCUGUCCGGGAAAACAUGGAGGAAUUUGAGAUGGAUCCUGAUGACGCUUUGAAGGAUGCUGUGGAGCAGUUUGAGUCUCAAGGUGUGGACCUCAGUUGUAUAGUACAAGCUGUACCAGCUGUGUCAUCUGAUGACAAACAAGAAGAGCAAACACAUGAGGUCUUACAGGCUUUGGAUUCCCUGCGAAUUGGAAGAGACUCUGCCAGUGCUAUGCAAGUGACGGUAGACAUGAAACGCUUCACUGAGCAUUGCUCUCUUGGAUUUGCUCAGAGGUACCUGGCUGCCCAAAAAGACGCCUACCCCGUCAUCCUCUCUUACUGCAAAAAGAGCGUGGAGGAGCAAGAAGCUGUGUUGACCGCCCUGUCCGCUCUGGCUGCACUGACAGAUGGACAGCCAGACUUGUUGGAUGCAGAGGGCCAGCAUUUCCUUUUGGAUGUCCUUAAGAAGUACCAGGCAGACUCCUCUGUGACACGUGUAGCCAUCUGCGCUGUACGUCACUGCUGUUUGAAACAUGAACAGAACAGGCAGGAUUUGGUAAAAGGUGGCGUCCUGCCUCUGCUGACUGGUGCAAUUACACAACACAGUGGAUGUGCUCAGCUCGUCAAGGAGGCCUCUGCAGCUCUCAGGGUCAUGACCUUUGACGAUGAUGUCCGAGUUACAUUUGGGCAGGCUCAUGAACACGCCAAGAUUAUUGUUCUUGAGCACAAUGGACUGAAGGUUUUAAUUGAGGCUGCGAAAGCUCACCUUGAUAAUACAUCUGUUCUGAGUGAGCUUUGUGCAACUUUGUCCCGUUUGGCCGUAAGGAACGAGUUCUGUCAAGACAUCUGUGAUCUAGGAGGAUUGAAAUUCAUGUUGACGCUGCUUGCAGACAGCUAUGAGUCACCGGAGUUGGUUCGACAGGUCCUUAGUGCAAUACGAGCCGUAGCAGGAAAUGAUGAUGUGAAAGAUGCAGUUGUUAAUGCUGGUGGAGUCCAGCUCGUUGUCAUUUCCAUGAACAGACACAUGAACAACUCUGCUGUGUGUGAGCAGGGCUGUGCAUGCCUCUCUGUCCUCGCUUUGCGUAAACCCAACAACUGCAAAGUCAUCAUGGAGAAUGGAGGUGCCUUGGCAGCCGUGCAGGCUAUGAAGGCACAUACUCAUGCGGUCAAUGUGCAGAAACAGGCGUGUAUGCUGAUGAGAAACCUGGUUUCACGUAUGAGUAACUACAGUCAACCAAUCCUGGAGAUGGGAGCAGAGGCCCUGAUAGCUCAGGCACUACAGACCCAUGAAGACUGUGGUGAUGUGUGUAAAGCAGCCCUCAGAGAUCUGGGAUGCCAGGUGGAGCUUCGAGAGCUGUGGACCGGCAAACAUGGCAGCAUCACCAACUGAAAGUAGAGGAGAGCUACCAUGAGUUUACCUGAAAUGCAAUUUAAGGCAAGGUGAAAUGUUAUGAUGUUGGUAUACAUAGCUACCAGCUAGACAUAUUUGUACGGAGUAGUUGUUGUAGAAAAGGCUUGUGAACAGUGUAAACAACCAAGCCACCUGUCCACACAGUCCACAUAACACCCUUGAGUGGUUGAAUAAUUUUUCCCGACCCUUUCCCGUUUCCUUUGCUAGUAAUAUUUAGUUUACACAUUUUCUGAUGCAGAGUAUAUAUCUGUACCACAUUUAUGUUCAUGAGAUGUCAGAUGUAAAUUUGUGUAAUUUGUGCCAUGGGUAAAUAUAAAUGUAUUUGCUGCUAUGCAAAUAGUUUAACUGUACUGUUUUUUGCAGAUUCCUUUCCCAUGUUGGCACAGCCACAUUUUAACAUGACUGCCUUAUAGUUUUACCCUAGCUAAACAUUUCCUUUAUUGUUGCUUAAUUUGUACAAACAUUAUUACAGUGUAAAACUGAAAUAUCUGAUAUUUAAACCUACCUAACAACAUGGCACUGUAUAUUCUGCCUGAUUAUGAUAAAACUCACUUUAGGUGCUUCACCUUUA